AGUCAUGUUUCAUUUAUUUAUUCAUGUAGUAAAUUUUUACUGAGCUCCUUUUUUAGGUCUCAGAACAUAUUGCUGAAAUCAAAGGUAAGAUACGAAAUUAUCUCCAAAUGAUGUAAACUGCUCAAACCUAAAACAGAAAAAUGGAAGUCAGUAAAACAAAUAUGAAUAUUUGUUAUCUGUUGGUGAUAAGAUUAUUGUUGAUGGAUUUGGACAUACUUAUUAGGCAUUCAAGUGGUGAUGACAAACUGCUAUUCCAACCUUUCUGUUUAGGACUGAUCUUGGCUUUUUUUUAUUGCUCCUCUGUAGAAUAUUUCCAAGAGCCAAAAAAAAAAAGUUGACAGUCUUUCACAAUUAAAGAAACUGGGUCAUUCAUGGACAACAGUGUGGUGAUUGCCAGGGUGGAGGGGGAUCAGAAGAGGUACUAGAGGACACAGAGGGAAUAAAAGGUGAUGGGGAAAAAAUAAAUUUUAAAAAAUAAGAAAUAAGCAACUGAGUCAUUGGUAGGAGUCUCUAAUUAGGGCCCUCAGCUAAAUUUUCAAAUGUAACCUCCUUCAUAUUUUAGUUUUAGGAAAGACACUGAACAGGGCACCUGUGCCAUGGACAUCUCCACAACAGUUCCAACAGUUACCAACAGUUCCAGCCUCCACAUCUCCCAGUUCAUCUUGAUGGGGCUCCCAGGCAUUCACGAGUGGCAGCACUGGCUCUCCCUGCCCCUGGCUCUACUCUACCUAUUAGCUCUUGCUGCCAAUCUCCUCAUAUUCAUCACCAUCCAACAUGAGCCCACACUACAUGAGCCCAUGUACCGUUUCCUGGGCAUAUUGGCACUUGUCGACAUUGGCUUGGCCACCACCAUUAUGCCCAAGAUUAUGGCUAUCUUCUGGUUUGAUGCCAAGGCCAUCAGCCUCCCUGAAUGUUUUGCUCAGAUGUAUGUCAUCCACUGCUUCUUUGGUAUGGAGUCUGGUAUCUUCCUCUGCAUGGCAGUGGACAGAUACAUAGCCAUCUGUCACCCUCUUCGAUACCCCUCCAUAGUCACUACUGCUUUUAUGGUCAAAGUCACAGGAUUCAUGGUGCUCAGGAAUGGCCUGUUGACCAUCCCAGUGCCUGUCCUGGCUGCCCAAAGACUCUACUGCUCCAAGAAUGAAAUUGACCACUGCCUGUGCUCUAACUUGGGGGUCAUCAGCCUGGCCUGUGAUGACAUCACUGUGAACAAAUUUUACCAACUGUUCUUAGCAUGGGUCCUAGUUGGGAGUGAUAUGGCUCUGGUUUUUUCUUCCUAUGCACUAAUCCUUCACACUGUGCUGAGGCUGAACUCAACCAAAGCAAUGUCCAAGGCUCUGAGCACCUGCAGCUCCCAUCUCAUCCUCAUUUUCUUCUUCUACACAGGUAUCAUUGUGCUGUCUGUCACACACCUUGUAGAAGAAAAGAUUCCCCUUAUCCCUGUACUCCUUAAUGUGCUGCACAAUGUUAUCCCCCCUGCUCUCAACCCCAUGGUCUAUGCUCUCAGGAUGGGAGAGCUCAGACUGGGUUUCCAGAGGAUACAUGGGUGGGUGAAUUCUCCACCCACAUCAGAAGUAACCUUAGCUUUAUAAGGCCAUACAGAUGUUAAUACGACAGAGGUUGUGGCUCUGAAUAGGCCUACAUUGUAAAAAAUUGGGAAAAAAUACAAUAACGUCAUGAAAACUGUCAGCCUCACUUAUUGAAAUAAGCAUUUGAAAAGUAUAA
Myotis lucifugus (little brown bat) is the source of this 1722-nucleotide messenger RNA. RefSeq names its product olfactory receptor 56B4-like. Gene Ontology annotation, molecular function: G protein-coupled receptor activity; olfactory receptor activity. The record is from RefSeq and is a predicted model, not a curated record. Gene Ontology annotation, biological process: G protein-coupled receptor signaling pathway. The transcript has a single exon. Gene Ontology annotation, cellular component: membrane. Lineage: Eukaryota; Metazoa; Chordata; Mammalia; Chiroptera; Vespertilionidae. The coding region runs from base 597 to 1589 and encodes 330 amino acids.